AUGUCUUCCAACGACCAAACCAAGACCCAAGACGUUACCAUGACCGAGGCCCAACAACCUCAAGAACAACAACAACAAGACAAGAGCAAGCAAGAGCUCGUAAAGAUCAUCAAGCACUACAAGGAUAAGCUUGACAAGCUGGUUUCCCAAUUCAGUGAAGUCAUGGAGACCGCAAGUACCGAGCAAAUUCAGUUGCGUCAAGCUGACAUUGCCAAGACCCAAAAGGCUCUCGAUAGCUUCCGCUAUACCUAUGAGCGGGAAUACGGUGAAAAACCGAAACCUGCUAAAAAGGAGAAAGAAGCUAAAAAGGCUAAGGAAGGUGGCAAUACCACUACCAAAGUCUCUGAUAGGAUGUCCGCUAAGGAAGUGCCAUUGUUCCAGAUUGCUGGUUUCUCUGUGUUCGAUAGCAGCAAGGAGGUAUACCCAACUGCUGAGCACUUUUUGAACCGCUUCGAAAAGAUCUUGAAUGCCAAUACCAUUGGUUGCAAAAAGACUUGGAAAAGAUGGCUACCUUUGGCAGUGCCCCAUGACUUGGAUCAUUGGUUCAAGGAAAAGGUUUUUGCUCGUAAGGGCAUGACUUGGGACCGGGCAUGUAAAAUCAUUCUCAAACGCUUUACUGCUGCGGAUCAGCAAAUGCACAAGGCUAAGGAAGCAUACACCAUGAUGCAAUUACCUGCCGAGUCAGUUGCUGAUUAUGGAAUACGUUUCAUGAAUGCUGCUAGAGAGGGUGGUCUCGAAGACAACCAUAAUUUGGCUAUUCGUUUCCUCACUUCUUUGCAAGAUAGGAUUCAAGAAAACGUUCAGGUGGCGUGGAUUGGUAAACGAGGCAGUCAUAAGCCCAAACGGGUUAGUGAAAUCCUCAAAGUGGCCAAUUCAUUGACCAUUUACAAGCGUAAGCGUGAGGAGGAUCCGCAAUCCAAUGCUAGUAACAAGAAGUAUUGGUGCCCUCAUCAUCAGCAGUACGUUAAGCACAAGCCUGCUGACUGCAACCAAGCGGUCAAGUCCAAGCCCAAGGGCAACAAGGCUAAAAGCAAGGUUGAGUCUUUGUAUGAAGAUGGGCUUUGCAUUUAUUGUGGCAAGGAAUGGGAUCCUGAUCAUCGUUGUGACGAAUACCGCGAGGCUAAAAAGAAAAAGCGGGAAGCCAAACGACAAGAAAAGAAGCUCAAUGCCCUUGCUGCCACUGCUGCUACUACUACUGCCGCCGAUAAUACAUGCAACUCAGCUGAUCCUGAGCCUGCUACCGAUAAGAUGGAGUCCACCGAUAUGGAUGAAGUCCCUCACCCUGCCGAUGAUGCCAUGGAAGAUGUUUUGAGUGACAUCGAGAAUAUCGAGGACAUCCUCAUUCAGUCUUCUGGUAAGUGUUUAGGCAACAUUAGCUCAAACAAAAGAUCACAUGUACUCAUCAAUUCUCCCAUUCUUAUACAGAAUAAGCGAUACUGGGCCUUAGUAGAUUCAGGAGCUGAAAUUUCUGUUGUUAAUAAAAGAUUGUGUCAUGAUAAUAAUUGGACUAUUCAAUCUAUUGAUGGGAACAUAUUGUAUCCGGGUACAGGUGAUCGAUGUGCACGCAUUGGUAUAACCGAGCCAUUGCACAUCAGCUAUAAUGGUCAUAAGACUACAUUUGUCUUUGAAGUGAUGGAUCUUGAUAAAGAGGAUGUCAUCAUUGGAGCGGAUUUGAUGCCGCAUAUUGGACUUGCAAUUACAGGUUUAGCUGUCCGCUGGGAUGAUGAAGAAGAUUCUAGUGAAAACGAGAAGCCUGAUUCAGACACUCCUAAUGACGCACCUGCAGGUUCUGAUGAUGAACGUAAAGCUUUCUUCAAUGGGAUUAACAAGUUCCUUGAAGCUAAUGCUAACAUCUUAUCCACCACGUUUUGUAACAUUCCUGAAUCAAUUGUGGAGUUGCCCACGCCCGAUGGUGUCACUUCGUAUCACCGCCAAUAUCCUAUACCGUUUAAGCUGAGACCAGUUAUUGAUGCUGCUGUCGAAAAAUGGCUAAAGGAUGGUGUCAUUGUUAAAGCUCCAGUCAACACGUCUUGGAAUAGUCCUUUGACAUUGGCUGAUAAAAAGGAUGCAUACGGCAAUAAAACGGGCAAAAGACCAUGCCUUGAUCCCCGUCAUAUAAACCGUUACCUGCCUGACGAUCGAUAUCCAUUGCCGCUCAUUCGUGAAAUCUUUCAAGAUUUGGGUGGAGCAAAGGUAUUCACUACUCUUGACUUGACGAACGCCUUUCACCGCUUUAAGAUCAAAGAGGCUGAUCAGCAUAAAACCACGUUCACUCACAAUGGUCAACAAUACAUGUUCCAAGGGUGUCCAUUUGGUUUAAAGCCAAUCUCUUCUAAAUUUCAGCGGGUCAUGCAUAUCAUUUUUAAAGACAUGCCAUUCGUGCGUACGUUUGUCGACGAUAUAGUGAUCUUUUCCUCCGAUAUGGAUACACAUCGUGAACACGUGCAACAAGCUAUACAUGCGUUGACAGCUGCAAACCUUAUUCUUAAUCCAAACAAAUGCCACUUUGCCCAAAAGAGCAUAUACCUACUAGGCUUCUGCAUAAGUCACAAUGGUAUUAAACUCGAUCCUCGUAAGGUCUCAAAUGCCUUGACGUGGCCUAUACCACAAUGUGGCAAGGACAUUCAAAGGUUCAUGGGCAUUGUUAACUACUUCAGGAGUCACAUCCCUAAUGUAUCCCAAACAAGCGCUCCCCUUGAAGCUCUACGUGAAAAAGGGUCCUUGAGAGGUUACUGGACUCGUGACCAUACGUUGCGCUUUAAUAACCUUAAAGAAGCCUUAGCUGCUAAUGUCCCCUUGAAGUAUCCCGAUUUGAAUGAGCCUUUUUAUGUCGCCACAGAUGCCUCUAAUUAUGGCAUUGGAGCGGUUCUCUUUCAAAUGAAGGACAACAAGGCACGAUACAUUGGCUUCAUGGCACGCUCACUAAGCAAAUCCGAGCGCAAUUACUCAACAACAAAGAGGGAGUUACUUGCUGUUAUUUAUGCUCUCGACAAAUUCCAUCAAUUUCUUUGGGGAAAUCCGUUUACUCUUUAUACGGAUCAUAAAGCCCUCACGUAUCUUCAUACUCAAAAGAUUGCCAAUCCAAUGAUGAUCAAUUGGUUGGAUACCAUCCUUAACUACUCUUUCAAAGUGGUGCAUCUCCCCGGUCUUAAGAAUGUACUUCCUGAUCGACUCUCUCGCUUGUUCACCCCAAGUGCACAGCUGGAGGGGGGUAAGGUUGCCCGCUCAAAUAAACGAAUUGCUGCUAUCAAAAGCAGAAGAAGAAGAAGAAAGCAGCUCAUUACUGCACCUUCACCCAAAAUCCCAACCGAUACAUUGACUCCAACCACAGAUGCCGACAAACAAAGUGAUCUUGAAGAUGCUCACUACCAAGUUGGCCAUGCUGGGGCGGAACACAUUGUCAGGUACUUGCAACACACAAAAGGCGUACAUUGGAAUUCCAUACUCCAGGAUGCCGUUGAAAUAGUAAAACGUUGUUCACAAUGCCAAAAGUAUAAUAUUGCGAAGAAGGGGUAUAAUCCUCUACGACCAAUCUAUGCUUACAUACCAGGCGACCAUUGGGCUGUUGACUUGGCUACAUUCAAUCAGACAACGCAUUCUGGCAACAACUACUUACUUGUAAUGGUAGACGUAUGUACGAGAUUCUGCAUCCUACGCGCCUUGCCUAACAAGAAAUCUGAUACAUUGGUUCAUGCCUUCACGCAAAUCUUUUGUGAUUUCGGCUUACCUAAAGUCAUCCAAUCUGACAACGGGGCUGAAUUCAAGAAUCACCUCAUGAAGAAGCUUGUCGAUAGCUUGGGAAUUGAGCAUAGGCUCACAACGCCUUAUCAUCCUCGAGCAAAUGGCAUAGCCGAACGUUGGGUGCAAUCAUCAACUCAAAUCAUCCGUAAAAGGAUCGAAGGCUCUGGAAAAGACUGGGACUACUAUGUUCCUAGCACACAGUUAGCACUCAAUAUGCGCGUUUCCAAACGACUGCAGUGCCCACCUUUUUCCUUAAUGUUCGCACGUAACGUCAAUGAGUUUCGCGAUUACCGGCAAGAGGACUCCACAAAUGUCAAGCCGAUGUCGUAUGAGCAAUUGGUUGAGCGUAUCGAGCAUAUGCAAAAGGUCGUGUUUCCAGCACUCAAAGAAAGAACCAUGUUGUAUAUAAACUUGCAAAAGAAAAAGUUUGACAAAAAGCACCGCCUCAUUGAUUUCCCUGAGCAAAGUCACGUCAUGGCACGGGUACAAACACGUGGUAGCAAACUCGCACCUGUAUACGAGGGGCCCUACACAGUCUUGCGCAAGACGCAAGGUGGCUCUUACAUCUUGCAGGAUGAAACGGGUUCAUUAAUGCCUCGAGAUUAUGCACCAUCAGAAUUAAAGCUCAUCUCUCAAGAUGAAGUUAUACCCGCUGAUGAAUUAUACGAGGUACAAGCCAUCAUCAAUCAUCGUGGCAAACCGAACAAACGUGAGUAUCUUGUACGCUGGAAGGGUUAUGGCCCUGAAGAUGAUACUUGGCUUACACCCGAUAAGUUCACCGACCCUGAUUUCAUCAUGCAGUAUUGGAAUAGGCUGGGUCAAAAAGAUGAUCAAAGUCAGCAUCAUGCCGAUAAUACAUCUUCAAAGCGUAAAGCCACAGGCAACCAUACUACCACUCGACGUAGCAAACGCCUUAGAAAGUAA
Messenger RNA from Lichtheimia ornata, 4665 nucleotides. RefSeq lists its product as uncharacterized. The transcript has a single exon. Gene Ontology annotation, biological process: proteolysis; DNA integration. Bases 1 to 4665 code for a protein of 1554 amino acids. Gene Ontology annotation, molecular function: nucleic acid binding; aspartic-type endopeptidase activity. The record is from RefSeq and is a predicted model, not a curated record. NCBI's taxonomy places the organism in Eukaryota, Fungi, Mucoromycota, Mucoromycetes, Mucorales, Lichtheimiaceae.